This is a messenger RNA of Cordyceps fumosorosea ARSEF 2679, 279 nucleotides long. Its product is annotated as protein kinase. The coding region runs from base 1 to 279 and encodes 92 amino acids. NCBI's taxonomy places the organism in Eukaryota, Fungi, Ascomycota, Sordariomycetes, Hypocreales, Cordycipitaceae. Gene Ontology annotation, molecular function: ATP binding; protein kinase activity. Gene Ontology annotation, biological process: protein phosphorylation. The transcript has 3 exons. The record is from RefSeq and is a predicted model, not a curated record.
AUGCCCGACGUCUACAGAGCCCUGGAGGUUAUUCUAAGUAUGGAGUGGUCCUCCAAAGUUGACCUGUGGUCGGUUGGAGCCAUGCUUUGGGAUCUUUUGGAAGGGAAGAUACUGUUUCACGCGAAGACGGACGGUGUUCUUGAUGAUGAGCAACACUUGGCGGAAAUGGUGUCUCGAAUUUGCAACCCACCGCCCGAGUUUCUUUGCGACGCAGUGAAAUCUGCGCGAGGUUCUUCGACGAUGCGGGCAAUUGAAAACUCAAUUCCUAUCCCUAACUAG